Periophthalmus magnuspinnatus is the source of this 1044-nucleotide messenger RNA. RefSeq names its product odorant receptor 131-2-like. Gene Ontology annotation, molecular function: G protein-coupled receptor activity. The transcript has 3 exons. NCBI's taxonomy places the organism in Eukaryota, Metazoa, Chordata, Actinopteri, Gobiiformes, Gobiidae. Gene Ontology annotation, biological process: G protein-coupled receptor signaling pathway. The record is from RefSeq and is a predicted model, not a curated record. Gene Ontology annotation, cellular component: membrane. The coding region runs from base 1 to 1044 and encodes 347 amino acids.
AUGGAGAACAUGGCCCACUUGGAAUCCAGAUCCCCAGCCUCCCCCAGGAUCAGGAAGAAGCUCUCCCGGAGGUGCUUUCUGAAGACCCCACUGAUUGAGGGCUCCCUCACAGUAUACUUGCCAGGUAUGAAUGGGACAUUUGAAGGGGAGUACACAGACUCCUUCACUAAAGCUCUGACCAAGAACUGCAUCAUAGUUCUCAUCUGCAUCGCCAUCAACUUCAUUAAUAGCGUCCUUAUUCACACGUUCCAAAAAAAUGAGAUUUUCUUCACCAAACCACGUUACAUCCUUUUCAUCCACAUGGUCAUCAACGACAUGCUACAUCUGAUUCUGACCGUGCUCGUUUUGACCAUCACCUAUGUCUUCUACAUCCUGCCUGUCCCCAUGUGCAUGGUCUUCAUCCUCUUCAUCAUCUUUACAACUGAAAACACCCCCCUCAACCUGGCCUGCAUGGCUCUAGAAUGCUACAUCGCUAUCUGCUACCCCCUCCAUCACACCAAAAUCUGCACUGUCAAACGAACCCAUGUUCUGCUUGCCUUGAUUUGGCUUAUAACUGUGAUUUCUGGCAUUUCUGAUCUAUUCAUUACACUGGCAUCUUCCCCAAUUAACUUUUUCUACACUAAAGUGGUUUGCCUUCGUACUUCUGUUUUCCCGAGUCCAGUCAUAGCACAAAAACGUAAUUUCUCCUACAUAGUUCUCUUGUUUGUUGUUUGGUUUGUAAUUGUGUAUACGUACUUCAAAAUUCUCAUCAGCGCAAAGACGGCAAGCAAGGACAUAAAGAAAGCUCGGAACACAAUUAUUUUACAUGGUUUUCAGGUGCUAAUGUGCAUGACAGUCUACGCAACGCCAACAUUAAGAGAAAGGCUAAUCCAACUGUUCCCUAAGAGCGGUCCAGAUAUACAGUUUAUUGUUUAUGUUACUGUCCAGGUUAUGCCGAGAUCACUAAGCCCCAUUGUGUAUGGCAUAAAAGACACAACUUUCAGAAAACACAUGAAGGCCAAUCUGCAAGUGUAUACACGUGGAAGUCCAGUUAAAAAUCUAUGA